AUGAUUAGGCUUGAAUUUUGCAGGCAUGGAGUUGAACAGCCAAGGAAUCCUUGGACAGACGGUCCCGCAUACAUCACUCAAUGUCCAAUUCAACCCGGUAAUAAAUUUAGCCAAAAGGUCAUUUUUUUAACUGAGGAAGGGACACUAUGGUGGCAUGCUCAUAGUAAUUGGUCACGUGCCACCGUUCAUGGGGCUAUUAUCAUCUACCCGAAACGUGGUACUUCCUAUCCAUUCUUAAAACCUCGUGCAGAAGUUCCAAUCAUACUAGGGGGGUGGUGGAAAGAAGAUGUCAAUAGAGUUAUUGAGGAAUUCCUUGAAAGUGGAGGCCAACCGAGGGAUUCUAACGCUUAUACCAUAAAUGGUCAGCCUGGUUACUUUUACCCCUGCUCGAAGCGUGGUGGGGCUUACGUCAGUGGAGCUGGAGUUGGAGUUGAUUUUGAUAACACUACAACUACAGCAAUUUUACAAUACAAACAAAAUUAUAAUUUCACUCCAUCUUCACCUCCUUCUUUGCCUUACCUCCCUUACUAUAAUGACACUUCUGCAGCAGUAAAUUUCAGUUUUAGCAUCAAAAGCUUGAAUUCAGAAUCCCAUCCAGCCUCAGUUCCAUUAAAUGUUAGUACCAGAUUGGUGUCAACUGUUUCUGUUAACACAUUUCCUUGUGCGAGGAAUUCAACAUGUGAAGGACCAAAUGGUACGAGAUUGGCUGCAAGUAUGAACAACAUUAGCUUUGAAAAUCCUUCCAUUGACAUUCUUGAGGCCUACUUCUAUCGAAUACCGGGUAUAUUCGGACGAGGGUUCCCGAGCUUUCCACCAUUGGAGUUCAAUUAUACUGCAGAUUACUUGCCUUUGGAACUAGAGAUUCCCAAAAAAGGACACAAGUGA
Molecule: messenger RNA, 885 nt
Organism: Fraxinus pennsylvanica
Lineage: Eukaryota; Viridiplantae; Streptophyta; Magnoliopsida; Lamiales; Oleaceae
Source: the annotation of a GenBank genome assembly